This is a messenger RNA of Cucurbita maxima (winter squash), 2016 nucleotides long. Its product is annotated as cytokinin dehydrogenase 1-like. Gene Ontology annotation, biological process: cytokinin metabolic process. NCBI's taxonomy places the organism in Eukaryota, Viridiplantae, Streptophyta, Magnoliopsida, Cucurbitales, Cucurbitaceae. The transcript has 5 exons. The record is from RefSeq and is a predicted model, not a curated record. Bases 133 to 1758 code for a protein of 541 amino acids. Gene Ontology annotation, molecular function: cytokinin dehydrogenase activity; FAD binding.
CCAAGAACUUCUUUAAAUUCUCUUUCAUUCCACUUCAUUCCUUAGGCUUUUCAGCACCUCUCCUUUUGCUCUCUCUCUCUCUCUCUCCCUCUUAUUCUUUUUAUCACUCUUUCUUUCUCUCCUUAAGGAAAGAUGGGGUUGCCGCCUUCUGGCUUCAUCAAACAAAGCAUUAUUUUCCUCAAGUUAUACAUAAUUCUAUACAUCAGUUGCAUACCUGACAGCACCAACCACCUUUUUGCAGCCCCAACAAUUCCUCCCCAUUUUGGUUCCUCUGAUAUAUCCUCUUAUGAACUGCAAACACUGGAAUUGGAUGGAUACCUCAGCUUUGACAAUAAUCAUAAAGCAGCAACCGAUUUUGGAAACAGAUACAAUUUAUACCCAUUAGCUGUCUUACAUCCAAAAUCCGUCUCCGAUAUUUCGAACACGAUAAACCAUAUUUUCAGCAUGGGAUAUGCGUCUGACUUGACGGUUGCAGCUAGAGGCCAUGGACAUUCCAUCCAAGGUCAAGCUCAAGCCUAUAAUGGUGUAGUUAUCAAUAUGGAAUCAUUUCAGGGGCUAGAAAUGAAAAUAAAUGCAGGGGAAUUACCUUAUGUGGACGUUUCAGCUGGAGAGCUGUGGAUAAAUAUCCUGCAUGAAACUCUUAAACAAGGGCUGGCACCAAAAUCCUGGACAGAUUACCUGCAUCUUACUGUUGGAGGCACCUUGUCAAAUGCUGGCAUUAGUGGGCAGGCCUUCCGGCAUGGACCCCAAAUCAGCAACGUAUAUCAGCUCGAAGUUGUCACAGGAAAAGGGGAGGUGUUUGCCUGUUCAGAGAAUCAAAAUGCAGACCUUUUCCAUGCUGUUCUUGGCGGGCUUGGACAGUUUGGCAUCAUAACAAGGGCAAGGAUUUCUUUGGAAAAGGCACCAAAAAUGGUAAAAUGGAUAAGAGUACUUUACUCAGACUUCUCCAAAUUUACAAGAGACCAAGAACAUCUAAUAUCAUCCAAUGAUCAAUUUGAUUAUAUUGAAGGAUUUGUAUUUAUUAAUAGAACUGGUCUCCUCAAUAACUGGAGAUCUUCUUUUAAUCCCCAAGAACCACUGCAAGCCAGCAAAUUCAAUUCAGAUGGAAAAGUUUUCUACUGCUUGGAAAUAGCAAAGUACUUCAACCCAGAUGAACUUGACUUUAUAAACAAGAAAGUUGAAAGCUUAUUGACAGGAUUGAACUAUAUUCCAUCCACCCUCUUCACAUCAGAAGUUACUUACCUGGCUUUCCUGGACCGUGUCCACGUCUCCGAAAACAAGCUACGAGCUAAAGGCUUAUGGGAAAUUCCUCAUCCAUGGCUAAAUCUACUGAUCCCUAGAACCCAAAUACACGAUUUUGCUCAAGAGGUCUUUGGUAACAUCCUCAAGGAUACUAGCAAUGGCCCCAUCAUAAUCUACCCAGUUAACAAAUCCAAAUGGAACAACAAAACAUCUUUGGCCACUCCAGAAGAGGAAGUUUUCUACUUAGUGGCUUUCUUAUCUUCUGCAGUUCCAUCUUCCAUACGAACAGAUGGGUUAGAACACAUUUUAGCACAAAAUCAAAGAAUUUUGGAUUACUGUAUUGAGUACCUCCCUGGUGUCAAGCAAUACCUCCCCCACUACAGCUCCCAAGAAGAAUGGCGAGCUCACUUUGGCCCUAAGUGGCAAACUGUCUUGCAGAGGAAAUCUAAGUAUGAUCCUUUGGCAAUUCUUGCUCCUGGCCAGAGGAUAUUCCAAAAGGGGAUUUCCUUCUUAUGACAGUUGAAUCUGAAUAAGCAACAAAUAACAAGUUCCUUGAAAAACUGUAAAUUAAUGAGAAACCACAUUAUGUUGCUAGGGAUCUCAUCAAUUAUCAGAAAAAUAGAACAAACAAACACCUAAAUAUCAUGUGGAAUCAGAAACUUUAAACCAAUGCCCAGUUGCUUGUCCCCAAUAAUAUAAUUGGGACAGUCCUGUUCUACCCAUUUCUUAUGCAUUCAUCUGUAUAUAUACAUAUGCAAUGAAGCUGAUUUUCUU